This is a messenger RNA of Malurus melanocephalus (red-backed fairy wren), 5383 nucleotides long. RefSeq names its product solute carrier family 26 member 7 (gene SLC26A7). Gene Ontology annotation, molecular function: sulfate transmembrane transporter activity; chloride transmembrane transporter activity; oxalate transmembrane transporter activity. Gene Ontology annotation, biological process: transmembrane transport. The transcript has 18 exons. The coding region runs from base 101 to 2047 and encodes 648 amino acids. Gene Ontology annotation, cellular component: membrane. The record is from RefSeq and is a predicted model, not a curated record. Lineage: Eukaryota; Metazoa; Chordata; Aves; Passeriformes; Maluridae.
AACUGAAAAAUCUCAGAAGAAAACUGGAGACUGACACAGAUCAGAGUGAUUCCUCUACUGUGCACUCUCCUGACAGAGGCACUGCUUUUGUGGGGCAGGAAUGAUGACAGGGGCAAAAAGAAGAAGAGACACAGUGUGGAGGAAGAUGCAGGCUGUUCGCUUUGAAGAUAUCAAAGCCUGGUGCAKGAGAAGGCUGCCCAUAUUGGAAUGGGUGCCUGCCUACAACUGGAAGGAAAAUUUGGUUCCUGAUACAGUKUCUGGGAUGAUGCUAGCCAUCCAACAGGUGACUCAAGGGCUGGCCUUUGCUGUUCUGUCUUCAGUCCAUCCAGUUUUUGGUUUAUAUGGAUCUUUCUUUCCUGUCAUUGUUUAUGCYAUAUUUGGAAUGGGGCGUCAUGUUGCAACAGGAACUUUUGCUUUAACUUCCUUAAUAUCUGCCAAUGCAGUUGAGCGUCUUGUUCCUUCAGUCAGAACCAAUUUCACAGCAAACAAUAAUUCCACAAUUUUGGGUUUGUCGGAAUUUGAAAUGCAGAGGAUUGGAGUUGCCGCAGCAGUUUCCUUUCUAGGAGGAAUCAUUCAGGUAGCAAUGUUUAUGCUGCAGUUGGGCAGUGCCACUUUCUUGUUAACAGAACCCGUGAUAAGCGCGAUGACAACAGGAGCAGCGACACACGUUGUGACUUCACAAGUGAAGUAUCUGCUGGGAAUGAAAAUGCCAUAUAUWUCAGGACCACUGGCAUUUUUUCAUAUUUAUGCCUACGUGAUUGAGAAUAUCAGAUCAGUUCAGCUAGAAGCAUUACUUCUCUCCUUGSUGAGCAUUGUGGUGCUUGUUGUUGUUAAAGAACUGAAUGAGAAAUUUCAGAGAAACAUUAAAGUUGUCCUUCCCAUCGAUCUACUUCUGAUAAUUGCUACAUCCACUGCUUGCUACUAUGCUGAUCUGGAAUACGUCUAUGGCAUAGAAGUUGUGGGAAACAUUCCUAAAGGGUUGCCUUCACCAAAACCACCAUCCAUGAGUGUCCUGCCUGAAGUAGUCACUGAAGCUUUUGGGGURGCACUGGUUGGUUAUGUAGCCUCACUAGCUCUUGCUCAAGGUUCUGCUAAAAAGUUUAAAUACACUGUGGAUGACAACCAGGAAUUUUUGGCUCAUGGCCUCAGCAACGUGAUUCCUUCAUUUUUCUUUUGCAUACCAAGUGCUGCAGCGAUGGGACGGACGGCACUUUUAUACAGCACGGGCGCCAAAACGCAGGUGGCCUGCCUUAUCUCCUGUGUUUUAAUUCUUGUGGUGAUCUAUGCAAUUGUCCCUCUGCUGUACUGGCUUCCUAUGUGUGUGUUAGCAAGCAUUAUUGUUGUGGGUUUGAAGGGGAUGCUAAUGCAGUUCCGUGACUUAAAAAAAUACUGGAAAGUGGAUAAAAUAGACUGGAGCAUCUGGGUUAGUACCUACGUGUUUACAAUAUGCUUUGCUGCUAAUGUGGGACUGUUGUAUGGCGUUGUCUGCACUAUAGUAAUUGUGAUAUUCCGCUUUCCCAGAGCAAAGACACUGAAUUUGAAAAGUAUGAAAGAGGUGGAAUAUAAAUAUAAAGCAGAAGAUAAUUGUGAAUCAUUAAAACAGGUAAAAAUAGUUUCAGUCAACAGCCCGUUAGUCUUUCUGAAUGCCAGAAAAUUUCACGCUGACCUGUUAAAGAUAAUCCAGAAGGAUGGACUGAGCAGCCAGUGUGAGCAGAACACAUUGCUCUGUUCGUUUUCCAAUGGAAGUUGUCAUGGUGAGUCACAGUCAUGUCACAGUGAUCGACGUGUUUUGAUAUUAGACUGCAGUGGACUGAAUUUCUUUGACUACACUGGAGUCUCAGUGCUUCUUCAGAUUUACACGGACUGUAAAAACAGACACAUCGAUGUGUUGCUAGCACACUGCAAAGCUUCYUUGAUAAAAGCAAUGCAGUACGGUGGAAAUCUUGAAUCUGAAAAUCCUGUGUUUUUUGAAUCUAUUUCUUCAGCAAUCGAUGCCAUUCAGAUUCACAGGAAUUACAGCAAGUUCAGUGAACAGAGUGAAGUGUGAUGCCUACCCAUUGAGAAUUGCUAGUUUCAUCUGCUCAUAUUCAAAAUGAACUACAUCAUGGCUUCUCCUUUUUUCUCCAGUGGAUCUCAUAGAUGAUCAUUUGUAUGCCAUACAUAUUUAGCACAUUCAGUUAUGACAGAACUGCCUAUCAGAAAGAAAAUCRUUCAGCUGCCAUCACUCAGAGAAUGUUCAUGUAAUUGUUCUACAGUGGUUUUAUAUAAUAUUUUUAUAUACAUUUAGAUACAAACUAUUAGAAAGCAGACAUGAGGUACUGACUGUGUUUACCAGUGAGGUAUAUUCUUUUAGAUAUCUUUUGUAACAUUAGUUGUAAUAUGCAUCUGUAGUUUUGUGUAUGGAAUAGAGACAUUAUGAAUUGUUAAAAGAGUAUGUUAUAAUUGAUAGAGUAUCUGCAGGAAAGCAUAUACCAGUGCAUUUCUAGUGGCUUUACUUACUCUUUCCUUAGUUCAAGACAGCCAUUUGCAGUAACAGCAUCAUAUCACUCUUAUCAUAUUCUUCCAUUUUUGUAUGCUCUCUAAUACUUGCUGAGAUAAAUGGGAGAACUUGCAAGUAUAUGCAGAGAAGGCAGAUGCAUGUUGUCUAAGACACUGGAUUGCCUUGCCCUCCAUAGUUAUUUUGAGCUAUUAUGGUUUGCUAUAUUUUCAAAGAUAUUCUUUAGCUCAGACUGAAGAGGAAAAACUGGUAAURUUUUUCCAAACCGUAUUCUUUUUUCCAGCACAGAGUAGUCUGCAUUUCCAGUUUGAGCYGUGAUUUGUUUGGUGUUGAAAUCUUCAGCUGAGGCAGCUGAGAGGUGAUAGUAGAGACACAUGAGGUGUGUGACAUUUCCGCCACAAUCAUGAUGGGCAGUACUGUGUGCCAUACACAAAGUGGGUGGAGGAAUUCACAGGUUGAGUAUUUGGUUUGUAUUUAUGGGUUGUCAGCAAUCAUAUUAGAUUAUACUAUCACAUCAGUAUCAUGUUAAAUGGCAUGUUAUUGAGCCCUUCCAGUACCUGAAGGAAACCUACAAUAAACACGGAGAGAGACUGUUUACAAAAGCAUGCAGUGAUCGGGAAAGGAGGAAUGGCUUCAAACAGAAUGAGAGUAGGUUUAGAUUAGAUAUUGCAAAAAAAAAUUCUUCACCAUGACAAUGGUGAGGCACUSGAACAGGUUGCCAAGAGAAGUUAUGGAUGCUUUAACUCUGGAAGUGUUCAAGGCAAGGCUGGGUGGAGGUUUUACCAACUUGUUCUAGUGGAAGUUUUCCCUGCAUAUGGCAGGGUGUUGGAACCAGAUGAUCUUUAAGGUCCCUUCCAACCCAUGCCACUCUAUGAUUUUAUGCAUGACUUCGUUCCACUUGCCUUUGUUCUCUUAUGUGACCACCAGCAAUAAAAUGUGAGUUGAGCAAAAAAGGAAUCAACAAAUGAGAAAGAGAGGAAUUAGGAUUUUUUGAAAUCAACUUAAAGAAUCUAUGGAAACUAAAGGUCAAUAAAUAUAGCACAGCCAUAAUGGCCAUCUUAGCACUCCAGAGAGAAGGGAAGUACAAAGAUGCUUUGUGCAACUGAAACAYACAGGCAAAAUCCAGUGCAAAGCAUUCMGUUUUCAGCAGCAGUUACAUAUGUAUGCUUGCCUGGACCUUCCUUUCUCUGUCUGCCCAAAGCUGCUGCCUGCARGAGAUGAGGUGGCUCACAGAGCAAMUUCUGCAUCUCUGCAUAGUUAAGACAUUGCUAAUGUUUUCCUCUAGUCUUGCUAACUCUACACUACUAGAUGAUAAUAGGAGAGUGCCAUAGGGGUUUUUGCCCUUUCAAUUAUGAGUGACUCUUGAAGUUAUUCCCUAGUUUGUCCCACCAAAGACAAGAAAUGUUCAGUAAAAGUUCUUCUACGACUGCCUUGGUAAUUACUAUGCAAAAGGUUGAUAAGCAACUGYGAGAAACUCAUUAUACACAGGAGAAAUAAAUUCUGUAUACUGUUCCAAGCACAUUAAUUUAGAUGCUGUAGUUGAUUGCAAAUGGCUCAUUACAUCACUGGACUCAGUAACAGGCUAUAACGUUUGAUUAAUAAUUUCCUCAAACAGUUUUAGUAAUUUAUUAACGCUUUAGAAACUAUUUACAAUGUACUUUAAUCGUAGAAGCAGCAAUUUUAUGUCACAGCUGAAUGGAGAUUUCUACUUAACUGCAAACUGAAUAAAUGAAUAAAUGGUAUCUUUUCUACUAGGUUCAGCAUUUAUUCUUUGUCGGCUAAUGUUUUUUCUGAAAAUUUACAGAUAAAUUGAUUAAUGAAAUUGUUAAAAAUAGGGUCUUUAGCAAAGAUAACAUCUACCAGGAGGCUUUCAGUUUUGUUCUGAAUGAUCUUGUAAAUGGAACAACACAGAUAGUUUUAAAAUUCCUUGGAGUAUUAGCCUUUAAUGAAACCCUCUGGGUUAAAUGAUCAAUUCUGUAGUGCUUAUCAAAAUAACUUGCAAUUUUUACUGCUUUCAAUAGGAAUGUUUUGCCCAGCUAAAUGGCUGUUUUAGGGAUGAACAUUUAUCUUGCAUUAGCUCCAACCUUCCAACACUGCGCUUUGGGAUACUUGUAAUAUUUCUGUAAUCUAUUUUGCCAUAUAUAAAUAGUCUAAAUAACUUUCCAUUUCUGAGAGUAUGCAUUGUUAAUUGUAUUCCCUGUCUGGCACGGGACUUCACUUAGAAUAGUUGUUUUUCAGCAGAACAGRGUGUUUAAGGGACACAUGAAUAUAGUUGCCCUUUCAAUUUCUUCUAAAAUGCCUGCAUUGAGUUAAAGCUCUGUCAAACCAGAACUGCUCUACAGAGCUAUAGGCAGUGAGUGAGGAAGUGUCAUUUAUUUUUUACCAUUGACUUAGAAGRGCAAAUUGCAAAUUACUUCACUACUGCUGCAGUUUCCAUCUCUCCACAACCCACCCUUCUGAGCUAUUGAUAUUUAAUAAAACAUGUGACUGCACAUUGCCUGUCUUUAAAUGGCCAGGAUGCCGCACCAUCAGACCUCAUGGACUGCCAGAUCACUGGUUGCUCUGCUGGUGGGAUGGAAGUUCAUCCCAUGUCUUCCCUGAGUUGCUCUCUGCAAAUCCCUGGAGAUGGUAUACUUGUGMCUCUCACAGAGUCAACUGACAACUGCUUCAUUCUUUGGUGAAGAUUUAAGGAAACACCAUAAACCUUCUGGAUUAAGUUUUGGAGGCAAUUCCCACUAUCAAUUCAACCCUUCCCUCAAUGUUUUUUUUAUAUAGACUGUUCACUGGCUUCCAUCUGGCUCUCAGAAAGAAUUACUAUGUAAAUAUAUGGAAGCCCAACCCAAAACAUCACAAUUAGCUUCACUGGAAUAGAAUGGAAUAGAAUGA